Ilex paraguariensis (yerba mate) is the source of this 2237-nucleotide messenger RNA. NCBI's taxonomy places the organism in Eukaryota, Viridiplantae, Streptophyta, Magnoliopsida, Aquifoliales, Aquifoliaceae. The record is from the annotation of a GenBank genome assembly.
CUCACCCCCAAAGCCCUGUCUCUCUUCUCUCCCUCUCUAUGACAUAUAGAUCGAUCUAUCGAUCUAUCAUUUCUCGUUGGAGCUAGGGUUUGAUUGUUAAAUAAACUCUUCGAUCUAUUGGAUCUCAGAUCUUCGGAGUUUUUGUAGUGAUUUCUUCAUCGAUAAGCGUUGAUUUAGGUGGUAAUAAUGGAAGAGACGAAACGGAGGAUUUUUAUGCAGUAUGUGUUGCUGCUUUUGAUCGGUUGCUUUGCUUCUCAACUCUACGCGUCUUCUGAUGUGAAAUUUUACGAAUCGUUUGACGAAAAAUUUGAGGGGCGAUGGAUCGUGUCUGAGAAGGAGGAAUAUACAGGUGUAUGGAAACAUGCAAAGAGUGAGGGACAUGAUGAUUAUGGGCUUCUUGUGACUGAAAAGGCUAGGAAGCAUGCGAUUGUGAAGGAGCUAGACGAACUUGCAGAUCCAAAGGAUGGAACUGUCGUUCUCCAAUAUGAAACUCGCCUCCAGAAUGGACUUGAAUGUGGCGGUGCAUAUCUGAAAUACCUCCGACCACAGGAGGCUGGGUGGAUAGCCAAAGCUUUUGACAACGAGUCUCCCUAUACUAUAAUGUUUGGACCUGAUAAAUGUGGAGCAACAAACAAGGUUCACUUCAUUUUGAAGCAUAAGAACCCCAAGAGUGGGGAGUACAUUGAACAUCAUCUCAAGUAUCCACCAUCCGUGCCAUCUGAUAAACUAACCCAUGUGUACACUGCCAUUUUAAAACCCGAUAAUGAGUUGCGGAUCUUGAUUGAUGGGGAAGAGAAGAAGAAGGGUAAUUUCCUCUCUGCUGAAGAUUUUGAGCCACCACUAGUACCAGCCAAGACGAUUCCUGACCCAGAUGAUAAGAAGCCUGAAGAUUGGGAUGAGAGGGCAAAAAUACCAGACCCAGAUGCAAAGAAACCAGAUGAUUGGGACGAGGAUGCCCCUAUGGAAAUUGAAGAUGAGGAUGCUGUAAAACCGGAAGGAUGGUUAGAUGAUGAGCCUGAGGAAGUUGAUGAUCCUGAGGCAGCAAAACCUGAAGAUUGGGAUGAUGAGGAGGAUGGUGAAUGGGAGGCUCCAAAGAUUGACAACCCCAAGUGUGAAUCUGCACCUGGUUGUGGCGAGUGGAAGAGGCCAACGAAGAGGAAUCCAGCUUACAAGGGAAAAUGGCACGCCCCUCUUAUUGACAACCCCAGCUACAAGGGUAUCUGGAAGCCUCAAGAAAUUCCAAACCCCGACUACUUUGAGCUUGAGAAACCAGACUAUGAGCCUAUUGCUGCCAUUGGUAUUGAGAUUUGGACGAUGCAGGAUGGUAUCCUGUUUGACAAUAUUUUGAUAGCUAGUGAUGAGAAAGUUGCAGAAUCAUACAGGGAGACCAAAUGGAAGCCGAAGUUCGAAGUAGAGAAAGAGAAACAGAAGGCUGAGGAACAAGCUGCCGACCUUUCAGAUGGUCUCAAAGGGUUCCAGAAGAAGGUAUUUGACAACCUCUACAAGAUUGCAGACGUUCCGUUCUUGAGUGACCACAAGCCUAAGAUUUUGGAUCUCUUGGAGAAGGCUGAGAAACAAGCAAACUUGACGAUUGGCAUCCUUAUCUCAAUCGUGGUGGUUAUCUUCUCAGUGUUGUUGAAGCUCAUAUUUGGUGGCAAGAAGCCAGCAAAAACGGAAGAGAUUGAGAAGACAGAUGUGGCUGAGGCUUCAAACACUGAAGAAGUCACAGAGGAGAAGGAAGAGAAUAAUGAGGACACCACGCUGUGCCUCGCCGGAGGAGUACCAGGCGUGACAAUUAGGUACGGAGAGAGACAGAAGCACUAGAGGUUACUAGUUUUUUUGGUAGUUGUUGGACCUAGUUGUUUCCCAUGCUGAAUUUUUACUUGAGACCGCAAUUUUUUUUUCAUAUUAAGGUUUGUUUUGAAGCAAUUGUGUAUGACAAUGUAUAUGAGAUGAUAUCUGUAGGAUAUUGAUCACCUUGCAUGGAUUUCAAAUUCGGAGAAUUUUGAAGUUCAUUACUUCUCAAAAUGCAUGAAAGGAAGAAAUUGGAUGUAAACUGUUGUCAUGGUUGGCUAGCUAUUGAAACAUCAUUUAUGCAGCGUAGUUUGACGAAUUAGUUCUUUAAGCAAUUGCUUUUAAUUGACUAUGAAGGGGAAAAAAUAUUGAACGUAGUUGUGAUAGUACAUCAAUGUCACGUGGUUUUACCAAUCGAUGAUAGAAUAUCAAGUGAAUUUAUA